AAGAGGCUGCUCUCCUCUGGCCGCCGUGUGUGGGCUGGGGUUGGUGCGGGCUCCUGCCUUGGCCGCACUUGGCCGCACUAGUGCUGCAGCGGUUUUUGUGUCCGGCUUGGGAUUUGCUUUGUGUGUGCGACUUUCCGCUGUGCUGCGCAGCGCAAGUCUCGGCCGGGAGCCGUGAGAUUAGGCGGCAGCUCGACCCCCCCCCCCGGAGCAAAGAGCGAGCGCGCCGGCGUGAGCGGCGGGUGUGAGGGCUGCGGGAAGGGGAUUCGCCGCCGAGAUGCCGGAGUUCCUGGAAGACCCCUCGGUCCUGACCAAAGAGAAGUUGAAGAGUGAGCUGGUCGCCAACAAUGUGACGCUCCCGGCCGGGGAGCAGCGCAAAGACGUGUACGUGCAGCUCUACCUGCAGCACCUUACGGCGCGCAACCGGCCGACGCUCGCCGCGGGUGCCAACAGCAAGGGGCCCCCGGACUUCUCCAGCGACGAGGAGCGCGAGCCUACCCCGGUCCUCGGCUCCGGGGCCGCCGCCGCGGGCCGCAGCCGCGCCGCCGUCGCAGGAAGGAAAGCCACAAAGAAAACAGAUAAACCCAGACUAGAAGAUAAAGAUGAUCUAGAUGUAACAGAGCUCACUAAUGAAGAGCUUCUCGAUCAGCUUGUGAAGUAUGGAGUGAACCCUGGUCCGAUCGUGGGAACAACCAGGAAACUAUAUGAGAAAAAGCUAUUGAAACUGAGGGAACAAGGAACAGAAUCUAGAUCUUCUACUCCUCUGCCAACAAUUUCUUCUUCAGUGGAAAAUACAAGACAGAAUGGAAGUAAUGACUCUGACAGAUACAGUGACAAUGAAGAAGACUCUAAAAUAGAGCUCAAGCUUGAGAAGAGAGAACCACUAAAGGGCAGAGCAAAGACUCCAGUAACACUCAAGCAAAGAAGAGUUGAGCACAAUCAGAGCUAUUCUCAAGCUGGAAUAACUGAGACUGAAUGGACAAGUGGAUCUUCAAAAGGCGGACCUCUGCAGGCAUUAACUAGGGAGUCUACAAGAGGGUCGAGACGCACUCCGAGGAAAAGGGUGGAAACUUCAGAACAUUUUCGUAUAGAUGGUGCAGUAAUUUCAGAGAGUACUCCCAUAGCUGAAACUAUAAUGGCUUCAAGCAACGAAACCUUAGUUGUCAAUAGGGUGACUGGAAAUUUCAAGCAUGCAGCUCCUAUUCUGCCAAUCACUGAAUUCUCAGACAUACCCAGAAGAACACCAAAGAAACCAUUGACAAGAGCUGAAGUGGGAGAAAAAACAGAGGAAAGAAGAGUAGAAAGGGAUAUUCUUAAGGAAAUGUUUCCCUUCGAAGCAUCUACACCAACGGGAAUUAGUGCUAGUUGCCGCAGACCAAUCAAAGGAGCGGCAGGCCGACCAUUAGAACUCAGUGAUUUCAGGAUGGAAGAAUCUUUUUCAUCUAAAUAUAUUCCUAAGUAUGUUCCUUUGGCAGAUGUCAAGUCAGAAAAGACAAAAAAGGGACGCUCCAUUCCCAUGUGGAUAAAAAUUUUGCUUUUUGUUGUUGUGGCCAUUUUUUUGUUUUUGGUCUACCAAGCUAUGGAAACCAACCAAGGAAAUCCAUUCUAUCAGUUUAUUUCUAAUAACUCUAAAAAUGCCAACUGAACAAUAUCUCUUUGGCACAUUCAACUUGGUCUCCUAUUUUUAAUAACUGUAUAAAGAAAACAUUUGCGUACAUUUCUUGACUCAAGAACAAAAAAAAUGUGAUUUCACCUCAAUAAAUGUAAUAUUCCAUUGAAAAGCAAACAAGAUAUAUAUAAAUGGACUUCAUUUAAUGUUUUGGACUUUGGACUAGGAGAUCACUUCGUGCCAUAUGAAUAAUCUUUUUUAGCUCUGGAACUUUUUUGUAGGCUUUAUUUUUUUAACGUGGACAUCUUAUUUCUUUUUUGAGAAAAAUUAUAUUGUUUUUGUGUAUUUGGGAAACAAGAAGGGCAAAACAUGGUGGUAUAAUGUGAAGCUAUACAUUUAAAUACUUUGAAUUCUUACAGAAAAGAUUUUAAGAAUUCUCUGCUGAAUAAAAACUAGAGAUGUGAAACAUGAAAUUCGGUAAGAGAAAAAGUAAUUUGGGGUUGGUCUUUUUGUAACUGCAACAAAGUUUGAUGGUGUUUAUGGGGGAAAGUAUAGCGAUAAUCUCCUGUAAUUUUAUCAAUUGUAAUGUUAUUGUAGCCCUAUUGUACUCACUUUUUAAAGUAUUUCUAGUAUCAUGAAUGUCCAACCCAUUUAGAUGCAGUUGAUUUUUAGCAGGGAUCUAUCAGUGUAACAUGUCCGUGCUUUGGAGAACUGUUACAGCUAUCCAUGUUUUUAAAAAACAGCCAUACAUGUUUUUAAAACCUGUUUAGCUGGCUAUAAGGCUAAAAUUGGAAGCUCGUAACUUUUUAUUUACAACAGAACAUUUAUUCUGUCAAUCCAAUUUGUUACCAAAAUAUUUUUUAGAUAAAUAAGUGUGUGUGUAUUUAGAAGUUAGAAAUUUUAAACACCCAUCUUAGGUUCCAUUUGGAUUCAUUAGUGAAUUAUCUUCUGUUACCAAAACAAAUUUUGCCAAGUUUUUGUUUUUUUUGGGUUUUUUUGCACCAAAUUUCCCAACAUAAUUUGAUUUGAAAGUGUAAAAACCAUGUGCUUUUCAUUUUAAAUCACAUAGUGAACUUUUCUUGGAUACACAGGAUUUAUAAACUCUGAAAUUGAGGCGGGCAUUAUGAUUUUUGUUUACUCUUGAAAGGGUUAACUGUAUCUUUGUGAUUAAUUUUUUUAGCUAAAACUUACCUCACGUAUAACUUGGUUUGGUAAAGUAGGUAGGUAUUUGAAAUUUCCAUAGAAUCAAGUAAAACAAAAAUUUUGAACUUAAUCAUUGAGUUUCGACUUUACAGUCAUUGACCAUAAAGCACAUUAAAAAUGUAAGUUGUUUUUAAAUAUCAUCUGAAAUAAAAAGAUCCUUUUUAAAAAGGAAAAGCUAAAGAUGUAUAUUGAGACCAACACAGCAUUUUAAUUUGGAUCAGCCCUCAUCUGAUAAUUAGCUUGUAGAUAUUUUGUAGAUAUUUUUCGCUUACUUGGCCAUUGACUAGAAACAUUUAUAGUUCUGUUCCCUGCAAAGGCAAUGGGAAACUUACUCCUACAUCAGAAAUGCUUGCCUCUCUGAGUAAAAGUGUAUCUUUGAAAUGAGCCCCAGAGGGAGCACUUUUACUCAGCCUUGCCUUUCUACAGCGAUAACAGUCUACUUGUACUUUCUUUGUUUCCCAUAUUGUUUUCAAUCUUUUGUUUAUAAUUAGAAGUUGUAAGAAGCUGCAUUUAAUGUUCAGAAAUAUGGGAAAAGAAAGCAGACUUAAUAUGUAUGUAAGAUCAGUUUUCUAAUAGGAAAGAUAUGUUCCAAAAUAGCUAAGUAGGUCAAGAUAAAAACAUGUAGUCUUUUCUUUUUUUCGUUUAAUGUGUACUUAGUCUUUUGUCUGUGUCUGUUUUAUUCCACUAGAAUAAAUGUGUCCUUGAUGUAAAUGCAAAGCAUUUCUUCCUGAUUAAAAUUGUAGAUGUAGAUUUUACAAUAUAAUUCAGUAAUAAAAAUGUAAUUAACCUCUAGUUUUGUCAUUGCAAUAAAUACUUUCCAAAUAGGACAAACUAUAAGAUUUCCUGAUAACAUUUUUUUUUGCUUUUUUUGCUUUUUAGGGCCACAUCUGCAGCAUAUGGAGGUUCCCAGGCUAGAAUCGGAGCUACAGCUGCCAGCCUAUGCCAGAGCCGCAGCAAUGCCAGAUCCGAGCCACAUCCGGAUCCUUAACCCACUGAGUGAGGCCAGGGAUGGAACCCACAACCUCAUGGUUCCUAGCUGGAUUUGUUUCCACUGAGCCGUGGUGGGAACUCCCUGAUAACAUUUUAUAUGUGAGAUUUAUGGAUUAUUGAGUUUUAAUUCUCAUUUCAGUCUACUCUGUAUUUUGCUUCUAAUCAUGAUAGUAAUCUGGUCCUCUUUUGUUCCUAGGUAAGCAAUCUCUAGCCAUUAGACUCUCAGAAUGAUGUAGGGAAGCUCUUGGAGGCGCUUAUCUGUGGUGCUCAUGAUUGUUAGUCUUGCUUUCUUUUUUUCUUCCCCCUCUUUCUUUUUCAGCUGCAUCCACAGCAUAUGAAAGUUCUCGGGCCAGGGAUUGAAUCUGAGCCACAGCUAUGGCAAAGCUGGAUCUUUAACCCACUGUACCACAGCAGGAACUCCUUUCAGUCUUGUUUUGAGACAAAGCAGAGAUGUUGCUGCAGUAUAUUCAUCAUGGAGCUACAUUCACAGGAUGAAAAUGCCUCUCUCCCUCUGCGAUUCUUGUGUCCCCCCAAAGGUGAUUUUAUUUACAUUAGUAAUUCUCAAAGUAAUAUAUACACUGUACUUAAUUAGAAAGCAGAUGGCAUCAAAGACUUAACAGAGUGUGCUUUAUUGCGUGCUUAUAGUAUGUGCUACGUGUGCUGUUCUAUACACAUGCUAUGUAUGGAUUCAUGAUAUGUAUUGAUCCUCAUGAUAAUCCUGUGAAGUAGAUAUUUUCUGCCCCACAACCCACAGCAUGCAGAAGUUCUGCAGGCUGGGGACCGAACCCAUGCCACUGCCAGAGUGGCAGAACCAGAGCUACUGCAUUGGGCCAACACUGGAUGUUUAGGAGUUCCCAUCAUGGCUCAGUGGUUAACGAAUCCGACUGGGAACCAUGAGGUUGUGGGUUUGAUCCCUGGCCUUGCUCAGCAGGUUAGGGAUCCCGCGUUGCUGUGGCUCUGGCAUAGGCCGGCAGCUGUAGCUCCAAUUAGACCCCUAGCCUGGGAACCUCGAUAUGCCGCAAAUGCAGCCCUAAAAAGACAAAAGACAAAAAAAAGCUGGGUGUUUAAAGUGCUGAGCCACAAGAGAAUUCCAGAAGUGGGUAUUUUCUUAUUCUGUCGUUACAAAUUAGGAAAUUGACACUGGGACAGGUUAAGAAACUUGCCUGAAAUGAUGAGUCUGGCUGCACACGGUAAUGGCAAAGGAGACCUGAAGACCCAGGCUCUGAAUACUGGCGGAACCAGUUCUGUUCAUCCAUGCUCCUUCCACAAAUUCAGUGGCGCCUGUACGUUUCAGGCUUUUUAGGCUCACUUCUAGUUUUAAUCUUCGUCUGUAGCCAUUUAACUUUGAACCCUCUUGACUUUAAUUCAUUUUCUGUUUCUUAAUCUCUUUACCAUCUUCACACAGGUUUUUUUUUUGCAAUGUAUUCUUUUUUUAUGUCUUCGAUUCAUGUGAUCAGUCUGUCACUUUGAAUUAGCAGUCACAGUUCACACAGCAUCUUCCCACCAAAGAUUUAGGAAGAAAACAGGGAAGGAGACAUGGAAUUUUUAGUGCAGGGAGACCUAAAACAGAUCAAUUUUGUUAUGUUCUGGUAUGGACUCAUUAGUUGAACUGACACUUGAUAACAUUUAUUCUGUCUGUGUUCACAGUGCUUUGAAAUUGAUUGCUUGUAAAAUUUUACUGCCCAUUUCAACAGAUAUUUAUUUAAUGCCUCCAUUGUGCCAGGUAUAAUGUUUGGCAGUGCAUGGAUGCAGUUUUAGAAAUAUCUUGAACUUGUCUUGGGCAUUCUUUAGGGGAAGUAGUUUUAUUUUUUAUUUUAUUUUUUGGGGGGCGGGGAGUAGUUUUUAAAAAACAUUUGAUCCUCAUUAAUCACAAUAUAGGUUUAUUAGCUGUUAAAAUGUUGUUUGUUCUUUAAUUAAAAGGAAUUAGUAAUGUUUAACUCAUGUAAGUCAAAGAACCAAAAAUUUGUCAGCCUUUUUGGAAUAAAUCAAAGCUAUCAAAAUACAAUCCUAA
Messenger RNA from Sus scrofa (pig), 5810 nucleotides. Lineage: Eukaryota; Metazoa; Chordata; Mammalia; Artiodactyla; Suidae. The record is from RefSeq and is a predicted model, not a curated record.